Molecule: messenger RNA, 1176 nt
Organism: Glarea lozoyensis ATCC 20868
Lineage: Eukaryota; Fungi; Ascomycota; Leotiomycetes; Helotiales; Helotiaceae
Product: Cytochrome b5-like heme/steroid binding protein
Exons: 2
Coding region: 1-1176 (391 amino acids)
Biological process (GO): lipid biosynthetic process; fatty acid metabolic process
Cellular component (GO): endoplasmic reticulum; membrane
Molecular function (GO): heme binding; iron ion binding; fatty acid 2-hydroxylase activity
Source: RefSeq, a predicted model, not a curated record
AUGUCGCCAUCGCGCACGCUCCCAACCUAUCUCUAUUCCGAAUUGGCAUCCCACAACACCGAAAAAAGCUGCUGGAUUACAAUUGGAACCCGGGUAUUCGAUGUAACAGACUUUGUGGAGAGUCACCCAGGUGGAGGAGAUCUUGUAUUAGAAUACGGAGGCAAAGAUGUCACUGAAAUACUAAAAGACGAAGACUCGCAUACACACUCCGAGGCGGCCUACGAUGUGCUUGAAGAUUCUUUUAUCGGCUUCGUCGCAACCCCAAAAGUCAUCGAUGCUACAGUCAAAAGUUCAAGACCUAGUGAAAUUGUGCCACUGCCAUCUACAUUGGACGGAAUCGUGGAGUUGGAGAAGAAUGGAGCAGCCGACGCUGUCCCAACAUACGCUGCUACAGGCAUGGCUUCUGCCGAGGAUCUCUCCAAAGAGACUGAUCUUGCGACCGAUUACAAGACACACAAAUUCCUCGAUCUGAACAAACCCUUGUUGUUACAAGUGUGGUUUGGAGGCUUCAGUAAGGACUUUUAUUUGGAGCAGGUCCAUAGGCCUCGUCACUACAAAGGAGGGGAAUCAGCACCCUUAUUUGGGAAUUUCCUCGAACCUCUUUCAAAGACGCCUUGGUGGGUGAUCCCAGUAGUCUGGCUCCCGCCAGUCACGUAUGGAACAUACAUUGCUCGGGAAGGUUGUUCAAGCGCCCUACAAGAAGCUUCCUAUUGGCUGUUCGGUCUUUUCUUUUGGACCAUUAUAGAAUAUGUCCUUCACAGGUUCCUGUUCCAUCUUGACAAAUGGCUUCCAGAUAACCGUGUCGCUUUGACGGCACAUUUCUUACUUCACGGAAUCCACCACUACUUACCGAUGGACAAGCUGAGACUCGUCAUGCCUCCAACACUCUUCCUUGUUCUUGCGAUUCCUUUCUGGAGAUUCGCACAUACUGUCAUAUUCUGGAAUUGGCAUAUGGCUACGGCCGCCUUCUGUGGUGGUAUCUUCGGCUAUAUUUGCUACGACUUGACUCACUACUUUCUUCACCAUCGUAACUUGCCAUCUUAUUGGAGAGAAUUGAAGAAAUAUCACCUUCAACAUCACUUCAUGGAUUACGAGAACGGAUUUGGUGUGACGAGUCGAUUCUGGGACAGAAUCUUUGGCACGGAAUUAGCACCACCACCAACGAAAUCGAGAUGA